This is a messenger RNA of Pieris macdunnoughi, 3264 nucleotides long. NCBI's taxonomy places the organism in Eukaryota, Metazoa, Arthropoda, Insecta, Lepidoptera, Pieridae. The record is from the annotation of a GenBank genome assembly.
AUGGUUUUAAACGCAGCUGCUCAAGUCUUAAGAGAUGCAGAUGAGUUAAAACAGAAAGUUUUAAAAUGUAACAGUGGAACCUCAAUGUUGCAAGACAGAAGUCUUUGGACUACACAACAACAGUUGCAGAAAACUUAUCAGAAAGUAUUGACAUUAGAUUUGGACUAUGCCUUAGAAAAGAAAGUAGAACAAGAUCUCUGGAAUGUAGGGUUCAAGCAGCAGAUUGAGGCGUUACAGGCCAUAUCAAAGGACAGAAAGAAUGCUCAAAGGAGUGAAGGACAAGCAAUGUUGUCAUGGGUAUUGCAGGCUGCAGCAGGGUUCUACUUAUGUCUCCUGCAUCAGAUUUGUACAACAUAUAAAUUAGAUUUGCCAUUCAGACGCCGUGCAUCCCUCGUUGGUGCAAUUGAAGGUUGGGAAGUUAGUGGCGGGAUGGCUAUCAGUAAAUCUGGAGUAGCAGGAGCAAGAUAUGCCUGCCAACAUUGCCUUGUACACCUUGGUGAUUUAGCCCGAUAUAGACAACAGCUACGAGUUGCCCACACCUUUUAUAGGCAUGCUUUGGCUGUGUCUCCCCAUUCUGGACAGCCUUAUAACCAACUAGCAUUAGUGGCUUGGCGUCGAGGUCGUCGCCUAGCAGCAGUGUAUUGGCAUGUUCGCUCGUUGCUUGUACGAGCGCCCUUUCCACCCGCGCCUGCUAACCUCGCACGCACUUUGGCUGCCGCUGCCAGUCGCGACGGCAAAGAGUUAACAAUUCUGCCAGUUCUCACCGGAGUGACGGAAACUAAGUCGGUUGCAGUGACCAAACAAAGGCUGGACUCUCACUCAUAUGUUACUGAAUUAUUGCGAGCUAUACACUUCCUACAUAAUGUUGAGCAUUUGGACAGCGCAUCUGAACUAAUCAACACGUUAAACUAUUCGUUAUCUCCUCUCAUCGCGACGGACAGUUUCGAUUCACUUACACUUAUCAAGAUGGCCUGUGUCAUCAUAUGGAUAGUGCACUCGACAACCGAGGAUCUAACGUUGGAUAGCGAAGCGCUGACUGAGUCUGAAGGGAAGGCAGCUCAACUGGCCGCUUCUCUGGCCGCCGCGACACUUCUCGCGUUGCUGCUGCCGGCCUAUGCUGCGGAUGAACUCUUGACUAGAACCUUGCCAACGUUAAAAAUAUUCCUGCAAUGGACGGUUUGCCAAACGAAAGUGAUCAGGACAUCCGCAUGGAAAACGCGGCCCCAAAUUUGGGCUGCGCUGGCGCACGUUUUCAAUAAAUUAGGAGACACCGCUUCGCUCAAUGAUGAUAAAUUUGACUCGGUUCCACUACCAGAGGACGAAGAGCUGAACGGUUUCCUGCCGCUAGAGGGCGCUCUGAAAGGGCUCACCUUCGAAAACCACACCUAUCAAGAUUUACCGGAAUCCGAUGGAGAUAUCGCGCCAGAUGUGAGCAGUCUCAGUCUAGUCGGGGAACCGGAAUUGGAGCAUCGAGUGCGCGCGCGCAGACUUAUGUUACUCGGGAAGAAACUAGCAGAACUGUUUCCUGAGAAUUUAACAUAUACUGAAGACGACGAUAAAAUAACUUUUACAGCAAGCGCAGUCGGCGGUGAUCAAUUGACUGAGGCAUUAGAAACGUUGUGUUUACACACGGAAUCGAAUCUGGAACCGGUAGAAGAAAUCAUUGAACCACCUCCACCUAUCAUUAUAUCGGAGGCUGAUUUUAGAGAAAAAGUGCGUGAAAAACGUGUGGGAAUACUAAAGCCCCAAGGUUCGUUGGAGCGAGCUCGAGAAGAACGGGCACUCGCUACAACCAACGAAGAGAUACCGGAAACAGAAAGCAGUGAAGCUGGCGUGAAAACUGAAGAUAAAAAGGAAUCUCGGAAGCCGCGAGUCAAUAUUGCGAUGGCUGCCAUCAUGCGGAAACAGGAAGAAACCAACAAACAGGUGAAAUUUGUAACACCACCUCCCACACCGGAGUCGACUGAUCUCGUUGAAUCUAAAGAUGACAAACCUAUAACUAUUCAACCAAAAGCCAUCAAAUCUUUGGCAAACCUGCCGACCGGCAGGAAGACUGGUGGAAUACUUUCUCUUAAGGACAAGUCUGCCGGUUACCCGCAUUUGGUCAACGCUGAGCCGGAGCCGAAGAAAGUCGAGGAAAAGAAGGAGCCUUCCCCAAAUCAAAAUAUAGCACAAAGGCAGGAAUCGCCGUGGCAGCAAAACUAUGAAGCGCAAAGAGUGAAUUACCAAAAAAGCUUCGGCCCACAAAACGCCGGCACCAGCUACAGCCCGAAUUAUGCCAACCAAGGGAUUCGACUCCCGGUAGUCAACCCGAAGGAGAUCGACGUCCGAACGGCCGCUUUACAAAAACAAAACUCCCGUCAAGAAAUGUUUCAAGAGGGGAAAUUCCAAAAUUACCAAAUUUCUGGGGACAAAAAGAAUUUCCUUAACGACCUCCCGCCGCGAUUCGCCAAUCAAUACAGAUAUUGGCAAGCGGGACAAGACAGUCAGAACAACGAAAACAAGUUCAGAGACGACAACUUCAAAGCUAACACCUUCCAGCAGAAUUGGCCGACCGAACAGUCAUAUCAGCCGGUGUCGUGGUGGAAGCCGGAGCCCGUGAACUCAAAUUAUACGCCGCCGAUAAUGCCCAAUUUCUAUCCCCAAGUGCCCAACAUGAACCCAUACCAGAAUGUACCGUUAAACCAAAUGCCGGGUCAAAAUAUGCAGAAUAUGGGUCAUAAUAUGCAAAAUCUCGGUCAAAAUAUACAAUUGGGGGCAAACGUACAAAACAUUCCGAAAAAUGACAACUUAGUGCCAAACUACAUGCAGUCUAGUAUUGGGCAAAUGCCGACUCUGCAGAAUUUGGUGACAUCUCCCAACUUCAAUACCUCGGUGGGAGCUCUCGGUUACAACACACCUAGCUAUGAUGCAGCGAUGUACCCACAGUUUGGCAAAUAUUACCAACCUUUACAAAUGUUGGACACGCCCAAUUUCCCAAACAAAGAAGUUCUCAACUUCGGCUCAAACCUGGAAAUGCAACAGAGGUUAAACUUUCACGAGACGUUUAAGGAAGGGAAUAUGAAACCUUUGGAUUCUAUCGGGGGUCAGUCUACGAGUAGUGUUGGUGAGCCAAGCGAUACAAAUACCUACUCCCUGUUCAGUGGCUCUGAAGCACCUAGACACGCCUUACCUCAACAGUCGCUGUGGUCUGGCCCCGGAUCACCCCUCGAACGUUUACUUGAGCAGCAAAAGCAGAACAAACAUCCGCCAGCACCGCGAUGA